Molecule: messenger RNA, 4082 nt
Organism: Aquila chrysaetos chrysaetos
Lineage: Eukaryota; Metazoa; Chordata; Aves; Accipitriformes; Accipitridae
Gene: PIWIL1
Product: piwi like RNA-mediated gene silencing 1
Exons: 21
Coding region: 61-2682 (873 amino acids)
Biological process (GO): regulatory ncRNA-mediated gene silencing
Cellular component (GO): P granule
Molecular function (GO): protein binding; piRNA binding
Source: RefSeq, a predicted model, not a curated record
AGCCAAUCGGGGCAGAGCGUGCGUUCCCGCCUUGCACCCACAGCGCGUGCCGCCCAGGAGAUGACAGGAAGAGCUAGAGCCAGAGCAAGAGGAAGACCUCCAGCACUGGAGACUACUAGUCCUUCUGUAGGAGCUGCACCUGUUCAACAAACUUUGCCAAGUCAGCAACCUGGGCGUCGGCAGCCUCAGCAGCCACGUGUUCCUCCAUCAAUAUCAGAAGAACCUGGUGGCCAUGGACGACAGAGAGGCUCUCAGAGUGUUCUACAAGGCCGGAAUGGGAGAAGGCCAGAAGGAUUACAGAUUUCUGCGGGAUUUCAAGAAUUGUCUUUAGCAGAUAGGGGUGGACGUCGUAGAGAUUUCCAUGACCUUGGGAUAAAUACUCGGCAAGCCAUAGAACAUGUUCAAGAAUCAAAAACUGGUUCUUCAGGUAUUAUGGUAAAAUUAACUACAAAUUACUUUCGUCUGACGUCUCGACCCCAGUGGGCUUUAUAUCAGUACCAUGUUGGCUAUAGUCCUGAGAUGGAAGCACGCCGUCUUCGAUCAGCUUUGCUCUUUCAGCAUGAAGAGCUAAUUGGAAAGACACAUGCAUUUGAUGGAUCAAUAUUAUUCUUGCCAAAAAAACUAGGGAAAAAGGUUACUGAAGUGUUUAGUAGGACUCGAAAUGGAGAGAAUGUGAAGAUAACAAUCACGUUGACUAAUGAGUUGCCACCUACUUCGCCUACAUGUCUGCAAUUUUACAACAUCAUUUUUAGAAGGCUUUUGAAGAUGUUGAAUUUGCAGCAGAUUGGACGCAAUUAUUACAACCCCAGUGACCCAAUCAGCAUCCCUAAUCACAGGUUGAUGGUUUGGCCGGGCUUCACAAGUUCUAUCCUCCAGUAUGAGGAAAGCAUUAUGUUAUGUACAGAUGUGAGCCAUAAGGUUCUUCGCAGUGAAACAGUGUUGGAUUUUAUGUACAGUCUGUAUUACCAGGUUGAAGAGCAAAGAUUUAGAGAUGCCUGUGCUAAAGAGCUGAUAGGUUUAAUUGUUCUUACGAAGUACAAUAACAGAACAUACAGAGUUGAUGACAUCGACUGGGAUGCCAAUCCACAGUGUACCUUUAGAAAAGCAGAUGGUUCUGAGAUCAGCUACGUGGACUACUACAAAAGGCAAUAUAAUCAAGAAAUUACUGACUUGAACCAGCCUGUCUUGAUCAGUCAGUCUAGGAGGAGGAGAGGAACCAUCAUGCCAGGACCUGUGGUUCUAAUUCCAGAGCUGUGCUUCCUAACAGGAUUAACUGAGAAGAUGCGUAAUGAUUUUAAUAUGAUGAAGGACUUGGCUGUUCAUACACGACUGCCACCUGAGCAAAGGCAACGUGAAAUUGGGAAACUUAUUGACUACAUCCAAAAAGAUGACAAUGUUCAGAAGGAACUCCGAGACUGGGGUUUAAGCUUUGAUUCUAAUUUAUUAUCCUUUACGGGAAGAGUUGUUCAAGGAGAAAAGAUCCUUCAAUCAGGAAAUGUGUUUAAUUACAAUCCUCAGUUUGCUGAUUGGUCAAAGGAAACUAGGGGAGCUCCCUUAAUCUGUGCAAAGCCUCUGGACAACUGGUUAUUAAUAUAUACACGGCGCAACUAUGAUACUGCUAAUACAUUACUUCAAAAUCUGUUUAAAGUUACGCCAUCUAUGGGCAUCAGAAUGAACAAGGCAACCAUGAUUGAAGUAGAUGAUAGAACAGAAGCUUACUUAAGGGUUUUACAGCAAAGUGUUACCCCUGACACAAACAUAGCAGUUUGUGUUUUGUCUAGUUCCCGAAAGGAUAAAUAUGAUGCUAUCAAGAAAUACUUAUGUACAGAUUGUCCCAUUCCAAGUCAAUGUGUGAUUGCUCGCACUUUAAGCAAGCCUCAGACUGCUAUGGCCAUAGCAACAAAAAUUGCCUUACAAAUGAACUGUAAAAUGGGUGGAGAACUUUGGAGUGUUGAGAUCCCACUGAAACAGGUAAUGGUUGUGGGAAUUGAUUGUUACCACGACACUUUAUCUGGAAAGCAGUCAAUUGCAGGAUUUGUUGCUAGCCUGAAUCAAACAAUGACACGGUGGUUCUCCCGCUGUGUUGUUCAAGGUCGUGGGCAAGAACUUGUGGAUGGGCUCAAAGCCUGCUUGCAAACUGCUCUAAGAGACUGGUUCAAGUGGAAUAAUUAUUUGCCGUCUCGUAUUAUUGUGUAUCGUGAUGGUGUAGGAGAUGGACAACUAAAUACUUUGGUUAAUUACGAAGUGCCUCAAUUUCUGGAUUGCUUGAAGAGUGUUGGAAAAGACUACAAUCCAAGACUUACUGUGAUAGUUGUGAAGAAACGAGUGAAUACCAGGUUCUUUGCACAGUGUGGUGGAGCACUUAAAAACCCACCCCCUGGUACUGUUGUUGACGUGGAGGUUACCAGACCAGAAUGGUAUGAUUUUUUUAUUGUGAGUCAGGCAGUGAGAAAUGGUUGUGUUGCACCCACUCAUUACAACGUAAUUUAUGACACAGGCAAACUGAAACCAGAUCAUGUACAACGUUUAACCUACAAACUUUGCCACAUGUACUAUAACUGGUCGGGUGUUAUCAGAGUACCUGCUCCUUGCCAAUAUGCUCAUAAACUGGCUUUCCUUGUUGGUCAGAGUAUUCACAGAGAACCAAACCUGUUGCUUUCAGACAGGCUUUACUAUCUUUGAAGUUGAGUUAUCAGCUAAAAAAAGUAGCAUAGUUCCUGGGAAUGUAGAAUUGUCUGGGGUUUUGCGUGGCGCUUUGGUUGGGUUUUUUGUUGUUGUUUGUUUUUGUUUUGGUGUUGUUUGAUUUUUUUUUUUCUUUUUUUCUUAAGAUGUGUGUAUGUGCAGUUGUGAACUUUAUUUUCAUUGUAGCAGGAAAAAGCUUGAGAUAGCAUAUCUGCAUUUUGAAUAGGUCUCUGCUUGCUAUAAUGACUAUUUUUUAUUAUUUUUUUUUAAUACUUAUUUACUAAAGCAUUUCUGGGAUUCUUCACAAAUGAUUACUAGUUGUUCUUAUUUUUAUUUAUGUUUUGGGGAAGUCUUACACAGAAUUAUCUUUAGCAUACAAGUUAUAUAGUUAUGCAGACCAAAAUCCAAACUUUUUCAGCUAGCACAUUACACUUUUACUUUUCAAAAUGCAAUUGUUGCUUCCUUGUUUUUCUUGGCUGUUAAAAUGAGGGCAAAAUUUUGUCUUCUAAACUAUUUCAUAUCUUAAAAAGAGGCUAUCAGACAUUCUUGGUUAUCAAGGCUUUGUUUUAAUAGUGCUGCAAAACCUGUGGAAGAGUUUUUAAUACUUGCCCUUGUAAGUGAUUUGCAGACCAACUAGAAACUGUCUUGUGCUCACUUGUGUCUCCCCUAGGAGUAGAGGGAAGUGAAGUGGGAUGUCUUCAAACUGGCAUAGCUGAGAGGGAAGUUCUGUGCAUACCAGAGUUUCAGGAAUGAGUGUCAGAGGCAAAAUUAUUUCUGUAUCUUAUCACAGCUAUAGGAACACCUUUAUUAUCUAAGGCUAUUCUCUCCACAAAAAAGCAAUGGCUUUGACUAAGCUUGAAUGCUCUUAUGGGGGCUGUGUGACUUAGCGUGGACUAUCCUAUUGACAUGCUUUUUCUUAGUCUUGUAACUUCAUAUUGACUACACAGUAUGAGUAAAUCAUUUCAGUUGCAAAUUCAUAACUGAAAUGAACUAAAUUUCUUGGUUGACACUGUUUAAUUGCAUGGUUGUUAAAUGAGAAAAGUAAUUUCCAACAAAGAGUAUCAGUGCACUGAUGUGCACAAAAGUAGAUAGUUUUACUAUUCAUGGUUUGGUUUUUUUUUUGGUUGUGCAGUUCCAAGUAAUGGGAAGUGCUUAGGCCUUGGUUUGUAUUGUACUUCUAGGAUUUUCAUUGGUAACUGUUCAGCAGGAAUAGCUUAAUUUGUAAAGCAAGUAGCAGUUGUGUUGAUGAAAGUUGAUUUCAGAUUUUGCAUUACCAGGCGCAGAGUCAAACUAGGCGCAUAUGGAAGAAUUUGGAUUAGUGCUGUUUUUUUUAAACUAACUUGUUCUGAAGCUUGUUCCUUUUCUUUGUGAGAUUUAAAUAAAGUUGUUGCUGUAAUCCU